AAUAUACAUAGUGUGAAAAUAUGUAGUGCGAGUAAGUUUUGUGUUGAAUUUAACUAGCAAAUGAUUAGUAAAUAAAUGUAGCACCAAGUAAAUAAAAACGUAGUCAAUGAACUUUGUAAAGCGAGUGUUACCCGAAUAGGAAAUGUGUUGAAUACUCAUACAGUUUAGUUUAGAGCUAGAAACUUUAAUGGAUUUGUAGUUAGUGAAUGUUCUAAAUAUUGGAUACAUACAAACGUACAUGCAUACAUAUUGAAGCAACAUCGUGAAAUUCGUAGCAAAAUUAUGUGUGUUAAGGCUCGAAUGUCCGCCGCAGACUUGCACAGCAACCUUGGUUGCCACUUAAAUUAAAGUUGACCUCGGUUUGAAGUGGGCGCAUGUGACACAUAGGAAUAUAUUUUAUUUUGUUUAGAGAAUUCUAACCACUCGCAAAACUCGCAAACACCCACCGUUGCAACAUGAAAGUGAUGCGCAUCCGCCACGCGAAGCUCAUAGUAACCUUAGUGGUCAUAGCCAAUCUGAUACUUUUCUACUACUCCUGGAAAUCGACGAUUUGGAAGAGUCUUGCAUCCACACUCAUGCUACCAUCAGACGCAGCCGAGCGCGCAGCUGCCGCUAACAAUGAGCUAAUGGGCGCCGGCAGUGCUGCGUCCGGGCGCGCCGGUAAAUCACCGCGUGAUAAACUGAAGAACGCCAACAAACACAUACGCAAGUCUAUCACUAUCGUUUUUCGUAGUUUUUACAAUUUCGAAAACGAUCUGAAAGCAUCCAUUGACAAUCUGCUCGACAUUGUGCCCAAUUUGUCAGUAUUAGUAUUAUUGGAGGGCGCGCCCUAUCCGCCAGUUUCGUAUGAACGCAAUAUUACUGCCAGCGGUGAGGAGAAUACCGUUCGUUUUAUCAAUCUCGGCUUUGAUGUGCAAAAAACGCCCGAGCAGUUGAAUGCGCUUGCAGCGAUACACACUAAGUAUGUGCUAUUCCUGCCGGAUAGCGUGCGCUUAACCAGCAAGAAUUUGCUGCAGAAGAUCUUGCGUGAAAUUAAUUCGGCUAUGCCACUGGGAGCUGGCAUAGCGGCAAGAGCGCCGCUUAGAGCGGGCGAAGCCAAGCACCAGCAGGAGGCGCGCGCCUUGGUACCACCUGUCGGUCCUGAAGAGACGGUAAAGCGCAUAGUGAUAGUGCCAUUCGCUGGAAAUAUGAAGUCGUUCAGUAGUUGCACACAAAUAAAUUUGGAUCUACCCAAUUGGACUAUACAAUAUGUGGCGGUUAAUAGCAGUGACAAGUGUGAUUUGGUAGGUGACAAAGAUUAUGCCGCCGCAAGCUAUGAAACCCUCUCUCUCUCUCUCUAUCUCGCUUUAAACUCUCCCUUUUUUCUUACACAGUAUUUGCAAAAGCAUGCUAUUCUCGUUGAUGUUGGCGUACUCAAAGAGCUGCCGGAUCCGUUUGCCUCGCCAUUUCCCGAAAUGUUUUAUAUACAGGCAAAACUGGCAGGCAUAUCCAAAACGGUCUUUCCACAAUCUUUCCAAGAUGGUCGUCGCCUUUUUGCUUCGUAUCACACGAAACAGCGCCGCACCGAAAUUCGCCGCCGUCAAUUCAAGGACUUGUACAAGAAGCUGCAAAUCAAACGGAUUAUUCGUCGUUCACAUAAGGUGAUCUCGAAAACGGAUCAAAAAGAAGGCGGUGGUGGUGGCCCACAUCACAGUCUUGUGCUCGACACACAAUUCUCUUCUUCGAACUUCAGCUUACCGCUGGUGACCGAAAUCGAUUUAAUCGGUUGUGAACGCACGACAAAGUCUUGCGUGGGUACGGUUUACAAUAAUCAACCCUUCUACAUUUAUUUGAACAAGCAUACGCCACCGUGUUGCCUUGACAAACUCAAGACCACAUUCAAUCAUGUGCUCGAAGAAUUCGAAAAUGUCGGCAUCCGCUACUGGUUGGAUAACCAAGCUUUGAAGACAGCUAUCGAAACGAAUCGUUUGCAUCCGGAUGCGUACGAAAUCGAUAUUAGUUUCAAUGUAAACGAUCUAGAACGUUCGAAUGCUAUGAAGAAGUCCCAAAAUAAACCAUAUGUGGACAAUGAGGGCUUUUAUUGGAUCAAGGCGACCGAUGGACAUUACUUUAAAGUACAAUUUUCAAAAAUUAAUCAGAUUGGCGUGAAUCUGCUGCCGUUCGAAAUUAACGGCAAUGAAGUGAGGCCAAGUGGAUUUUUUGGCUGGAAAGCAAAAGAGUUCUCCGCAGACUACCUGCAUCCAAUGUCCACGGUGCUCUUUCUGGGUAAAAAUGUCAUGUGCCCCAAUAAUGUGCGCGAGUUUUUGGAUUUCAAAAAUGUGAAAUAGAGUGUAUGAGGCCGUGGGUCCAGUUAAUGGAGCAAUGUUAGUCUAUAAAAAAAAAAAGUAUUUUAAAAAGGGAUUGAAGAAAGAAAGAAGGACCAAUGUGGUAGGAAAAUGCAUUGAUACAACAAAAUGAGUGCUUGAACCUAAAAACUGGAUAUAAUUUUUGGUAAUUUAAACAAAAAUCCGACAUAUUUUUUUGGUUAUCCGAAAGCAUCACAUAGUUUUUUGGCACUCUGAAAACUGUACAUAAUUUUUUGGUAAUUUAGAAGCUGGACAAAAAUCUUCGCUCACUUAAAAUUGGGCAUAUGUUUUUGGUUAUAUGAAGAUUAAAUAUGUAUGAUUUUUGGUGAGUUUAAAAUUGGCCAUAAAAUUUUGAGAUAUGAUCAUAUAUAAAAAUUGGACAUAAAUUUUCAUUAUUCAAAAAUGUAUGGUAUUUUAAAACUGGUUAUACAUUUUUAGCGGUCUUAAUUCUGGUUAUAACUUUAGGGAACGGGAUAUAUGUACAUAAUUUGUAAACUAGACAUAAAUUUUUAUUCAUUUGUAAACUUAAAAGCUGGGCAUACAUUUAUGUCGGUAAUUUUGAUUUUGGUAGUUUAAUUUAUGGUCAUUUAAAUUUUGACAUUUAUUUUUGCCGUUAAAAAAGUUAGAGAUAAGUUUGUAAAACGGUACAUAGAUAUAUUUUGGGAUUUUAAAUUUUUUUUUGCAAUUUUUGGUAGUUGAAUUUUUCUUUAUCUACUUUUAGCAUUCAUUACAGGUGGUUUAAAAACUAGAAAUAAGUUUUUGGUAAUUUCAUAACAGGACAAAAAGUUUUGAUUAUUAAAAAAGUGGGCAUAAAUUCUUGAUACAUAAAAACUGGUCAUAAAUUAUUGCCCAUUUAAAAACCGGACUUAAAUUUUUUUUGGUAAUUUCAAAACUGGUUAUAAAUUUAUGGUAAUUUAAAAUUGGCCAUAGGUUUUUGAGUAACCUAAGCACAAUACAUAAAUUUUGAGAAUUUUAUAACGGGAUAUAAAUUCUGGUAGUUUAAAUACCAUUGAACGCAAAAAGUUGAUUGAAUCUUUGGUAGUUUAAGAAACCCGACUUAUUUUUUUGGUAAUAUAAAAGCAGCGGAGUCUUGGCACUCUGAAAAAUGUAGAUAAGUUUUUGAUAAUUCAAAAUGUGGACAUACAAUUUUGGUCACAUAAAACUGGGCACUGGUAAUUUAAAAACUGUGCAUAAACGGAACAUACAUAUAUUUUGGUAAUUAAAAAAAUUUUGGUAGAAAUUGUGUCAUUAAUUUUUGGUCGUUAAAAAAAUCCAGAUACAUUUUUGUUAACUUCGAAACUGGCCACACAUUUUUGGUCGUUAAAAAAGUGGCCAUAAAUUUGGUCACAUAAAAGUGUUAUGCAUUUUUGUUCAUUUAAAAACUAGAGAUGCAUUUAUGGUAAUUUCAAAAGUGGAUAUACAUAAAUUUAUGGAAUAUAAAUGUUUGUUACUUUAACAUCUAGAAAUAACUUUUUUGGUAAUUUACAAUAUAGAAAUAAAAUUGUGUUCAUUCAAAACUGGGAACAGAUUUUUGAUAAUUUAAAAACUAAACAAAUUUUUUUGGAAAUUUAGAUUCUGGACAUAAACUUCGAGUCAUUUAAAAACUGGAUAUCUUUAGCUUAGAGUGAAAAGUUGCUCAGUCCACUUUUUUUUGAAUGUUAUAGGAGAGCAAAAUAACUGCUUAUAACCGUUUUCUUCAAAUAUUUUGCGAAACUUUGAAUACAACAUUUUGCGUGUUUAAAGCAAAUCAACCCUCCAUACGAAUCGGGAGCAUUCGAUGUUCAUUAAAAAUUUCGUAUUAUUUUGGCAUUUUAGAAUUUUCUCUUUUUUUGUGGACUUGGGAAAUUUACCUUUUAUUGAUAAAAGACGGGAAGAAAUAAAACGUCAAAAAGUUGUGAUAUAUAAAAAACUUGACAUACAUUUUUUUGCCAUUAAAAACUAGGGAUGCAAUUUUGUCAAUUUAAAAAUUAUUCAUACUUUUUUGGUUAUUUCACAAAUAAAUGUUUUGUCUUUGAAUUGCCUAAAGUAUAUAUCCUGUUUUCACUUCUGAGCAUUCUUGAAAUGUGGCCAUAAGACUUUCACUACAUUUGAGGAGGAUACGAGGCCCAAGAGUUUUGAAUAAAUAAAAACGACAAAUGAUUAGAUUUUCAGCCUUGCAGAGGACGAUUAGAAUAGAAACUAGCUGGAAUUGUAUAUAACACGUAACUAGAGAGCAUAAAUUAAUUUAUAUAUGCAUAUACAUACAUACAUUGCUUAAAUCAAAAGCCAAACCAAAUAUUUCGACCGACAAGCCACAUAUAGGGAAAUAAAAUUAAACAGCAACUUACAAUUUAAAACAUAAAACAUUUUUCAAAGUGG
Rhagoletis pomonella (apple maggot) is the source of this 4703-nucleotide messenger RNA. Its product is annotated as fukutin-related protein. The transcript is spliced from 2 exons. The record is from RefSeq and is a predicted model, not a curated record. Gene Ontology annotation, biological process: protein O-linked glycosylation via mannose. NCBI's taxonomy places the organism in Eukaryota, Metazoa, Arthropoda, Insecta, Diptera, Tephritidae. Gene Ontology annotation, cellular component: Golgi apparatus. Bases 456 to 2327 code for a protein of 623 amino acids.